Molecule: messenger RNA, 2607 nt
Organism: Arachis ipaensis
Lineage: Eukaryota; Viridiplantae; Streptophyta; Magnoliopsida; Fabales; Fabaceae
Source: RefSeq, a predicted model, not a curated record
UUUGUGGUCCACUACAAGUCUACAACUAUGAAAACUUCAUCUUCUCUUCAUCCACACCACCAUUUUCCUUCCACUAAAUUUUACACUUCCAUCACCACAAGGUUUUGUUUUACUGUCAAUCAAAGUGUCCAGAGAUUCGUACAAUUGAGCUAUUUGUAAGGAUUGAGGAGAUAUUUGGGAGCUCUGGAGGAUCUGCACCAAAUGUACAGUCGAGAGGAAUAGAAGGAAGCUCCGGUUCAGGACCUUUACUUGUGAGAUCGCCUUCGUUUGCAGUAUACAACAAUCAAAAUGUCAACGAAGAAGGCGAUACAGCUCUUGGGGAUAGUCGGUCUUCUGGACGACUAGUAUUGGAAACCAUAGAACCACCCACCCAGCAUCCACCAAACCAUGAAGCUUUCGUGGAGAUGGUAGAUGUUGCAGAGGAUGUCAUUCGAGAUGAGGAUGAAGAGUCGGUGAAUAUUCCGUAUGAUAGUGAUGACAACCAAGGAAAUGACCCGUUAACACAGACUCAACGUUCUAAUUUAGAAACACAACACUAUCCUAGUCAUUUUUCCGCAUUGAAUCUAAGCGCGAUGCAACAAGUUGAUGCGGAUUUGUCUGGGUUCAUAAAGGAGGGAGAGUUCGUGAUCGGACAACGCUUUCGAAGCAAAGACGAGGCUGUGCUUGCAAUAAAGAACUACAACAUUCGUCGAGCUGUGGAGUACAAAGUGCUAGAAUCCGAUCACAGAAAGUACUGUGGAAAGUGCAGACAGUCUGAUCAAGGGUGUAAUUGGUUGAUCCGUGUAUCAUUGCGGCGAAAAAAAAGGUACUGGGAGGUUCGAAAGUACAACGGUCGACACACAUGCCUUGCAAUUAAUGUCUCAAGAAACCACCGACAACUUGAUUAUCAUGUUGUAUGUUCUUCUAUCUUCCCGAUGGUGCAAGCUGAUCCCACUAUUUCAAUUAAAUUAUUGCAGAAUUCAAUAGAGGGAAAAUUUGGGUUUAGGUGCAGUUACCGAAAAGCUUGGCUGGCAAAACAAAAAGCAAUUGCAAAGAUUUAUGGCGAUUGGGAAGAGUCGUAUAAUCUACUUCCAAGGUGGAUAUUGGGAAUCCAAAUGACAAUGCCCGGAAGUUUUGUGAUGAUGAAGACUGCCCCGGUUCGUGUCGAGGGUGUGGUUGACCCAAGUCGUGUGUUUUUUCAUCGUUUAUUCUGGACAUUUCCACCGUGUGUAGAGGCUUUUAAGCACUGUAAACCUGUUAUUAGUAUCGAUGGCACCCGUCUGUACGGGAAGUAUGGUGGAAUGUUGAUGAUUGCCAUUGCACAAGACGGUAACUCUAACAUAUUGCCAAUUGCUUUUGCAUUGGUCGAAGGAGAAAAUAUGGAAUCAUGGAAAUUCUUCCUUUCUCAUAUGCGGGAGCAGGUGACUCCUCAAUCUGGCAUUCUUGUUAUAUCUGACAACCAUCCUGCCAUUCAAGCUGCGCUGAAUGCUGAAGGGAGUGGUUGGCACCCUCCUAGCGCUUAUCAUGCAUUCUGCAUUCGCCACUUGGCAGCAAACUUUGCACUCAAUUUUAAGAGUAAGGAUGCAAGAAAGGCACUUGUGAAUGCAGCGUAUGCGAAAACUGGGCUUGAGUUCCAGUACUACUUUGAGUUGAUGAAAUCUGAGAACUUGGAAAUGUGUACAUGGGCCAAUAGAUGCCCAUUGGAACUUUGGACUCAACAUCGGGAUGAGGGUCGUAGGUAUGGACACAUGAUAACCAACUUAUCCGAGUGUGUGAAUGCUGUCUUGAAGGGCGUCCGAAACCUUCCAAUUACAUCACUAGUGAGAUCUACCUAUUAUCGGUUGGCGGAGCUUUUUGUUAGUAAAGGAAAAGAGGCUGAAGCCCAAUUGGCUGCCGGACAACAAUUUUCUCAUGUUUUGACCAAAGCUAUUGAGAAGAACAGGGAGGCAAGUGGUCAAAUGAAUGUCCACCUGUACGAUAGAGAAAAUUUAGAAUUCACAGUGGCAGAAGUUGCUUCCACUGGUGGUUAUAACUUUGGUGCAUAUAGAGUGUCUUUGAAAGAACGUCGUUGUGACUGCGGAUAUUUUCAAGCAUUGCACUAUCCAUGCAAACAUGUUUUGAUAGCAUGUGCAUCUCAGAGAAUUGAUUGGACAACUUAUGUUGAUAAUGUUUAUCAGAUGAGUAGUGUUUUCAAUGUAUACAAAAUGGUUUUUUCUGCACCUCCACACGAGGACCAUUGGCCGGUGUAUGAAGGGCCUCUGGUGGUACCAGACCCAAGUCUGAUGAGGGCUACUCAGGGACGACCGCCCUCUACCAGGCUUAGAAAGAACAUGGAUGAAUUUGAGGAAAGGCAACCUAAGAGGUGUGGGUUAUGCAGGCAACCUGGGCAUACAAGGAGUAAGUGUCUACAGAAUCAAGCAUCUUCGUCUUCUCAUGCGGGCAGCAAUGGUUAGAGAUAAGGGGUGGAUUAUUACCUGAUAUUUAUUUAAUGCUUUUUAUAUGUUGAACUAGUUUACGUUACGUUUUAUGUGGUGUCUGAAUAGAUUAUGUCUGAUUAGGUUAUGUUUAAGUCCACAUCUUAUGUUUUAUUUGUGUUUAUAUCAUGUAAAAGAAGUUGAUAUUUUGUUA